AUGGACGUCGCAGUGACAAAAGAUCGAGUGUUUUUCACAAUAAAUGGAAGAAAAUGUAGCGCGGGUUCCGAGUUCACAGUGGACUUGACAUUGAAUCAGUACAUUCGGCAAUAUGGGGAGUUUCGUGGCACGAAGUACAUGUGCAAAGAAGGUGGAUGCGGCGUCUGUGUGGUCAACGUCAGAGCUCAUGCAGCUGGUACACAAGAAUAUACCACGUUUUCCGUUAAUUCUUGUCUGGUUUCUAUCAUGUCUUGCGAUGGUUGGGAUAUAACGACUAUAGAAGGUAUUGGCAAUAGAAAGAUUGGCUACAAUAUCAUUCAGAAACGACUCAAUCAUUUCUUUGGGUCCCAAUGUGGUUACUGCAGUCCAGGGUUUGUGAUGAGCAUGUACAGCCUCGCACAGGGCAGUGACCGCCAUCUAAGUGAAGCAGAAAUAGAAAACUCUUUCGGUAGCAACCUUUGUAGGUGUACAGGCUACCGUCCCAUUUUAGAAGCAUUCAAAUCUUUUGCCGUCCACCCAGACGCGAAUAUAUUGAAGAAGAUAAAAGAUAUUGAAGAUAUAUCUGAACAAAUAUGCCCGAAAUCCGGUAAAACGUGUGGAGGCACAUGUGGGAUAAAUGAGGAUUGGUGUUUAGUAAAUAUGAAUAAUACGAGUGCUUCGGAUUUGCCUAAGAAAAUAUGUCUCGCCGAUGGACGGUUGUGGUUCUCCGUUAGCGAUAUAAGAUCAAUAUUUGCUGUUUUGGACGAUGUUGGGCUUGAAUCUUAUAUGCUCGUCGCUGGUAAUACCGCAAAAGGAGUCCGUCCAAUGUUAUUUUAUCCGAAGAUAUUGAUAGAUAUAAGCGAUGUAAAGGAAUUGGCGACUCACUACAUAGAUGUGAACUUAGUACUUGGAGCUAACAUGACAUUGACUGAUACGAUGCACUUAUUCAAAGAGUUGGCUCAAUCCAAUGAGGAUUUCUGGUACCUGCACAUAUUGUAUGAGCAUAUGGAUAAAGUGGCUCACAUACCGGUGCGAAAUAUUGGGACUCUAGCCGGCAAUUUGGCAUUAAAAAAUUCGGAUCCAAGUUUUCAAUCAGAUAUUUUUCUUUUAUUGGACUGUGUUGGGGCUAUGGUAACAUUAGUGGACCGUGAUAUGAGACAGACAGAUAUGAAUUUGCCGGAAUUUUUGACGACAAAUCUUAAAGGGAAAGUGAUGACACAGAUCAAACUGCGUCCAUUGUCUCGUCACUAUGAAUUAGUGACUUAUAAGAUUACGCCAAGGGAACAAAAUGCUCAGGCAGACGUAAAUGCUGGCUUUCUUUUGAAAUUCAACUCUCAUACACAUCUUGUUGAAGAAGCGUCUAUUGUGUAUGGUAAUAUUAAUCCAUCAUUCACCCACGCUUAUGAGACGGAAAGGUUUUUAAUUGGACGUAAUAUAUUUAAUAACAACGUCCUACAAUCUGCUCUGCACAUCUUGGAACGAGAAAUAGAUCCCAGUAUCCGACCACCAUAUCCACCGCCGUGUGUUCGGAAGAAAGUGGCUCUUGGACUUUUCUAUAAGUGUAUUAUAAAGUUAUGCCCAAAAGACAUACUGAACCCGAUCUAUAAGUCAGGAGCUACAACCCCUAGUGACGAUCGACCGCCAGUCAGCCGUAGCUAUCAAGAAUAUGACACGGAUAAGAAAGACUAUCCUAUAACACAACCAUUACUAAAGAAGGAAGGAAUGAUUCAAUGUGCAGGCGAAGCAGAGUAUUGUGACGAUAUACCCACUAUAAAAGAUGAAGUCUUUGCAGCUUUUGUGCUCUCUACGGUAGCAAGAGGAGAUAUUGAAAGUAUUGAUAGUUCUGAAGUUAUGAAAGUGGACGGUGUAUUAGCAGUGUUAACAUCUGUAGACAUACCAGGUGUAAAUAGCAUACUUCGUGGAGAUUUUCUCCUAAUGUUUGAAAAUGAAGAACUUUUAGUAAGUACCAAGGUAAAGUUUUAUAAUCAACCAGUUGCUAUCGUCGUUGCAACGUCUCAAGAAUUGGCUGACAAAAUGGCCCAAGUAGUAAAAAUAAACUACAAGAAUGUUCCAAAAAGACCACUGAUUUUUACUAUUGAAGAUGCAAUACAUGCCCCAAAAGAGGAAAACAGACUUAUUCCAUAUCCAGGAAUAGUGCCAACUGAUAGAGGAGCCAAUGUCAGGAAGAUUAUUAAAGGGAAAUUUAUCAGUCCAUUGCAGUAUCAUCACAUGAUGGAGCUUCAUACAACUGUUACAAUACCAGUCGAUAAUGGUUAUGACGUUAUAUCGUCAGCUCAAUACCUGGAUAUUACACAGGCAGCAAUCGCUAAACUUUUGAAGAUUCCCGAGAAAUCGUUGAAAAAUUGUUACGAUUCUCGUAGAUGGAAAUGUGAUUCUUUUGGCGCCAUUACAGAUUCUCCAACCAAUACCUUUAUGAGAGCCCCUGGUGGUUUUGAAGGAAUAUCUGGAAUAGAACAUAAUGGACCAUAUAGCCGAAGAGUUAAAUGCAGAUCCGAUAGAAACAGAAUAAAUUUCAAGGAGCGCCUUAAUAAUGUAAAAGAGUUCAAUCAUCUCAAUAGGUGGAAGAAACGGGGAAUAAGGAUGAAUAAUAUGGCAUUUCCAACUGCAUAUAUAGGCAAUUAUGGAGCUCUCGUGUCAGUAUACCAUGGCGAUGGAAGUGUUAUCGUAAAUAUUGGUGGUAUUGAAAUGGGACAAGGAAUUUUCACAAAAAUGGCUCAAGUAGCAGCAUCCCAGUUUGACAUUCCUGUUGAAACUAUUGGUCAAUUAUUCCAUAUUUGGAUAGCUGUAACUGAAGUGGAAGUUGACAUUUUGUCUGGAAGCAAAUGGGUUGUUCGUGCAGAUAUAUUUGAAGACGCUGGUCGUAGUUUGAAUCCAGCUAUAGAUGUUGGCCAGGUUGAAGGAGCAUUUGUUCAGGCCAUGUCUUUGUGGUUAAUUGAAAAUAUAGUGUACAACGAACAUACUGGAGAAUUAUACAGUGAUCGGACUUGGACGUAUAAAAUUAUCGGAGCUAAAGAUAUUCCAUAUGACUUCCGUGUUUAUUUUAGACGAAAGAGGCCUAACCCUGUAGGCAUUUUGGGAUCUAAAGCUGUUGGUGAACCUCCAGGCUGCCUUGGUCAUGUUGUGGUUAAUUCUUUGAGAAUCGCAGUAAAAUCUUCUCGCAGUGACAGUGGCUACCAUCCAGAUUUUGUCAAUUUACAAGUCCCAGUGAAUAUGGAAAGUCUAGUUGAAGCUGCUAAUGUGAGAAUAGAAGAGUUUCUACUGUACUAACUAAGAAAUAGCAGAUGAUUAUUUAUUAAUAAGAAAAUAGUUUUAUACUAUGGGAGAAGAACAUCUUUCUGAAUCAUAGUCUAAUAAUUAUUAUGGGCAAUGACCUUUUUCAUUAUAACGUCUCGAUAGUAAAGUAAUAAUAUCAGUUGAUCCUACCUAAGCGUUUAUAUUAUAGUUGAAUGAUUCCCUUUGUCGGUCGUAAAUCCAUUGCUUGUACUAGGGUUUAUUUGAUUAUGUGGACGGACUCGGCGCCGGGACGCAUAUAACCAGGUUUAUGGCUUACUUAAAUAACUACUGUACUACGGAACCCCUUGCCUAUGUACUUUUGUUUUACGUAUUUAAUUUAUUUUAUUUCUAAACGUUUAUAAAAUUACUUUUGUUUAUCUUUUAUUAUUAUUGUUUGUUUAUUGUCUGAGG
Messenger RNA from Spodoptera littoralis (African cotton leafworm), 3684 nucleotides. Lineage: Eukaryota; Metazoa; Arthropoda; Insecta; Lepidoptera; Noctuidae. The record is from the annotation of a GenBank genome assembly.